Protomyces lactucae-debilis is the source of this 1347-nucleotide messenger RNA. Its product is annotated as Nuf2 family-domain-containing protein. Gene Ontology annotation, biological process: attachment of mitotic spindle microtubules to kinetochore; mitotic spindle organization; kinetochore organization. The coding region runs from base 1 to 1347 and encodes 448 amino acids. The record is from RefSeq and is a predicted model, not a curated record. Gene Ontology annotation, cellular component: Ndc80 complex; kinetochore. Lineage: Eukaryota; Fungi; Ascomycota; Taphrinomycetes; Taphrinales; Protomycetaceae. Gene Ontology annotation, molecular function: protein-containing complex binding. The transcript has a single exon.
AUGAGCUACGCGCAGCCGGUCGUCUAUCACUACCCAACACUGCCUCCAGAUGAGAUCACGGCAUGUCUUCGAGAAUUGCACAUCGCCGUCACGGCAGACGAUCUAGUCCGACCUACAGCGAGCAAGAUGCAGCUCAUCUACUCCAUGUUUGCGGAUAUCAUGAUGGGCGUCACCUCAGACUUCAUCUAUAGCUGUAAAACAGCCUGUGAGCAAUGCUCAGACCACCCAGAUCUCUUUGCAGAUCCAGCACACCUCAUGAUCUUCUACAACUAUCUUCGCAUCUUGAUGAAGGAAGUCGGGUAUCACCAAUUCGCGCUGCAAGAUCUCAUCAAACCCGAACCCAAACGCGUCUUGCAAAACUUGUCUGCCAUUAUCAAUUUUGCAAAGUUUAGGGAAGAGCGAUUGGGUGUGUAUGAGCAAUACACUGCAAAGGCCUCUGAGCUCUGGGAAGAUCAUGAACAGAUCCUUGCAGACAACAAGGAACUCAUUGAUUCCGUGGAGGAAGUCCGCGCCAAUCGUGUACGCGAGGAACCACACGUUGCUAAAGCCAAGCAAGUGAAUGAAGGCCUCACUGCUGAAUUGUAUGACUUGAAACGCGUCGAGGGACAGACCAUGGCAGAGUAUGAUCGCGUGAAGGGUGAAAAAGCCGAACUCACAGAACGUCUGCAUCAACGACAAGUAUUGCGACAGAAUGCUGAACGCGACACAGCGAAAGUCAAGUUGAAGAUUGUGCAUUCGCCGGAACAGCUGAAGCAGGGAUUACUGGACAUGUCCGCCUCUCUCAAGGAUGAACGUCAGCGUAUUGAAGAACGCGGACUGCAUAGCCGCUGUAUCGGCGCAAAGGCAGACAAGCUGGGCUUGAUUGAGCGUGAUUUGGAUACCUGCAUCAAGCUCUAUGAAGAAUGCGUCGUUGAAUUGCACCGCGUGGAAAUGGCGCGCAAGAAGCGAUCACAUGUGGAGGAAACGCUUGAUGGCAAGCGUUUGGAUGUGCGUGACUUGAGUGUCCGUGAGACGCAGCUGCAUCGGCAAGUAGCCAUCAAUGAGGAUAAAAUGGCGAGGCUUACGAAAUGGGUGGAUGCAAAGCUUGAGGCGAAUCGUGCAAGGAUGGCACGCAACGAGGAGGAACACCGUGAACUUCAGGAUGACCGUGUACAGAUGGACAACGAAGCUGACAAGAAGCAUGCCAUCAUUGAAGCCACGCAGAGCAAGAUUGAUGCGCUCAGGGAGGAGUUGAAUGCAGAGGUGGAUGAUGUCAAUAUGGAGUUUGCAAAGCUGUCGGAUCAUGUGUCGUUGUACAUGGGUAUGAUCGCGCAGACCAUGCAGCAGUGUGCUAUCGUCUCUGAGUAA